AUGCGGUGGGAGGCCAUGGUGUCACCUGAAGCUCUUCUGACGCUUCCUGAAAGCUGGUCGCAUUCGAGCACCACGCUGCUGCUUCGCUCGCUCGCUGUGGCGGCGCUGCGCGCCUCGCCCUCGACACGUAUGGGCAGCAGCGCCGCCCCAGCCAUCGCCGUCUCCAUUUCCUCGGCGUUUGACGCGGGCAACAUCGAUGUCACGUCUGCCGACGCCUCUUCUGUGAGACUAAAGGUCCGCCCCGACCCGCCCACUGAGCUGGAGAAGAAGUGCCACUCGCAAUGGUUUUACUUCCGAGCCUCGGCCGGCCAGCCCGGCGUCGUCAGCUAUGAGAUCAGCAACGCCGGCGCCACAAGCUACCCCGAAGGGUGGAAGGCGCUGAAGGUCUGCGCCUCGGCAGACCGCAAAGUCUGGACCCGAGUCGACACGACGAACUACGCAGCCGACGCAGGGGCGCUCCGCUGGACGUACGAUCACGGCGGCGCCAAUCCCUGCUCCGUCUACUUUGCCUACUUCGACCCGUACGACUAUGAGCGCCACCUCGACCUCAUCGCUCGCUGCGCAGCGGCGCCGGGCUCGCGGGUGCGAUCGCUUGGCCAGACACUGGACGGGCGCGAGUUGGACUGCGUCGAGGUUGGCGACGGGCCGAAGCACGUCUGGGUCAUCCACCGCCAGCACCCGGGCGA
This is a messenger RNA of Emiliania huxleyi CCMP1516, 686 nucleotides long. RefSeq lists its product as hypothetical. Gene Ontology annotation, biological process: protein side chain deglutamylation. The annotation marks the transcript as partial. The transcript is spliced from 2 exons. Lineage: Eukaryota; Haptophyta; Isochrysidales; Noelaerhabdaceae. The record is from RefSeq and is a predicted model, not a curated record.